AUGGCAGUCGCCGAUUACAAGAAGUACCUGGCGGAAGCGGUCCUCAAUGACCGUCGCACGGUCUCAUAUCGACUGUUGAGUCGAGCGCUGAGGGUCCACAGCACCCUGGCCAAGCAGAUGCUUUAUGACUUCCACCGACACGAAACUGCCAAGAAACCCGGCAGCGUGCACGCUACGUACAUCGUCACCGGUAUCCCGACGCCCGCCGCACCCCCCGCACCCACCAAUGGCGCCCACGCCGAUGCGACCAACGGACACGACGCCAUGCCGAGUAGCCCGUACCUGAGCAGCUCGAUGCCAAAUCCGGAGGAUGUCGCGGGGGACGCGGUGCCUACGUGGUCGGUCGUGCUGGUGCGCGAGGAGGAUCUCGACGAUGCAAAGGCGUCGUUCGAGUCAAUUUCGUCCGUGUACGUCUAUAGUUUGGAGCCGGCGACGCUGCAGGAUCUCAAUGUCCUCGCGGAUGUGCGGCAGGAAAUGCUGUCCACGUACGGGAAGGACGAUCCGUUGGAACUCGGGGCGCAAUGGGGGAUGAUCCAGAGCAAGACGGUCAAGCGACGAACGGGCAUGAGGCCACCCAUCCCAACCCCAGAACCGAAAACUGUCCCCGCCAAGCGACCUGCGCAGGAGGACAAGCCGCAGAAGAAGCCCGAGCCCGAGCCCAAGAAGGAAGAGAGCGGUUCGGAGAAGCCGUCCAAACCGUCCACGCGAGAAAGCACGCCGGCGUCCUCCAAACCGACCGAGAAGACCGCCCCGGCCAAGCGGGAGAAGGGGAGUCUGUUCAGCUCCUUUGCGAAGGCCAAGCCGAAGCAGAAGAAAGAGGAGCCAGCUACACCUGCGCCUGCGGUUGACCAAGCGGAGCCCAGCGGAGCCGAAGAUGUUGUCCUGGAUGAUGCAUCUGAAGAAGAAGCGGAAGAGCUGUUCCCUGAGACUGGCAAGCCCACCGCCAGUAACCGCGAAACGCGAAAAGAACGCGAGGAGAAGCUGCGCCAGAUGAUGGAAGACAGCGAAGACGAAGAAAUGCCUGAUACAACGGAACCCCCCGAAGAGGAAUCUACGCCCAUCGAUGAACCCCCUCCCAAGACGGAGCUAAAGGAAGAAGCCACCGUUCAGGGUGGUCGACGGAGAGGCAAACGACAGGUCAUGAAGAAGAAGACCGUCAAGGACGAGGAGGGCUAUCUGGGUAGGACCCCUGUUCCUUCGAUGCAAUGUCCGAGCUGA
Molecule: messenger RNA, 1218 nt
Organism: Aspergillus terreus NIH2624
Lineage: Eukaryota; Fungi; Ascomycota; Eurotiomycetes; Eurotiales; Aspergillaceae
Exons: 7
Coding region: 1-1218 (405 amino acids)
Biological process (GO): DNA synthesis involved in UV-damage excision repair; DNA replication; DNA strand elongation involved in DNA replication
Cellular component (GO): delta DNA polymerase complex; nucleus
Molecular function (GO): DNA-directed DNA polymerase activity
Source: RefSeq, a predicted model, not a curated record